CGUUCUGUAAACUAUGGAAUUAGAGCCAGCUCUGCUUGAGGAAUACCCAGCGCAAAAAGCCUGUUUUGAUUUCUUGAUUCACGUAAUCGAGGGCCAGGAUUUUGCUCUUUCCGAUAACUCAGAGUCCACCUCGUUUUCUUGCAAGAUUGCUGUUGGCAAUGCUGAAGUGGAAACUGGAGUUGCGAUAGCUUCGGAAAGUGGCGCUGUAUGGGACGAGUCGUUUUGCUUAGUUUCUUCUCAGUCGGACAUUACUAUUCAAGUCUAUGUUUGGAAUGGAACAGAGUCGUCACUUUUGGGCCAAACGGUAUUGGCGUUUGAUUCGUUAACUCAGUCUAUUCCGGAGGAUUCCUGGUUCAGUGUCAACGAUCUAUCCGGGGAGCACGGCUUCACGAUCGUGGGCCAGCUCCAUCUGUGUGUGACCGUGAGUCCAUCCUGCCAAGCCGACCACACCGAAGGCUUUGUGUAUGGCGAUGGCCGUCCUCCCUCCAUUUCCGCCCCUCCUCCCCCGCUCCCGACGGCUCCCAAGCCCGCUCCGGAGCUCCCUGCAGCGCCCAAGCCGCAUUUCGUCGAGUCUCCGUCUGUCGAGCAGCCGCAGCCCGCCGAGGCGCCGCAGCCCGCGCGGCACGUCUUCCCCGCCACGCUGCCCACCUAUCCCUGGGACCACAAGCCCAAGCCCAAGCCCGAGCCUCCUGCGAAGCCUGCGAAGCCUGUGAAGCCCGCCAAGCCGCUGCCGCCCAGGCCGGAGCGCCCCGCCAAGCCUGCCAAACCGGAGAAACCGGAGAAACCGGAGAAACCGGAAAGGCCAGAGAGACCAGAGAAGCCAGAGAGACCAGAGAAACCGGAGAAACCGGAGAAACCGGAGAAACCUCUGCCUGCGCUGCCCGCCAAGCCCGCCAAACCGGCCAAGCCGCUGCCCGCGCUGCCGCCGAAGUGUACCAAGCCGCUCCCUUCUCUGCCUCCCACCCAUGCCGCGCAGCCCGCACCCAACGCACCUGCUGUCGCUCCCGAGGCUCCCGAGGCUCCCGCUCCCACGGUUUGCGUUGUAGUGGAAGAGAACCCCGUGGAGAUUCCGCCCGUGGCUGCUGAGGAAAGCCCCGUCGAGGAAGCUCCCGUACCUCCUGCUGCUCCUGCUGCUUCAGCGGAAGAGAACUCUGUGGAGGAAGCUCCUGCCGCUGCUGAGGCGAAUCUCAGCGUGGAGAGGACGACGGAAGAAGAGCCAACGCACGCGGAGGAUCUUGCGAAUCUCUCAAACGGGGUUCAAGCCGAAGAGAACGAGCCCCCAACCGCUGCGUUGCUCGCCCCUCCCGUCUCAGAAUAAUCCGACCAGGCUGUUUUUCUCGAAGACCUUCCAAGAUCGCUUGUUUUCUAGGAUCUUC
Blastocystis hominis is the source of this 1376-nucleotide messenger RNA. RefSeq lists its product as hypothetical. The transcript has 4 exons. The record is from RefSeq and is a predicted model, not a curated record. NCBI's taxonomy places the organism in Eukaryota, Bigyra, Opalinata, Blastocystidae. The coding region runs from base 14 to 1318 and encodes 434 amino acids.